AUGCGCCUCCCCUGCAUCUUGACCCUUGGCAGCGCAAGCGUUGUUCUAGCAGAAGAUCAACCCCGAAACCAAAAACCGCUAUUCCCCCACCCGGGAACAGUGACGACACCCCCCCAAAAAUUCAUGUCCUGCUCAAAAACCUACGGUCCCGACUGGAAAACCUGCGGCGACGAAGCCACAAGCCGCUUCUGCUACAGCCCCGCCCAAGGACAGUCAUGCUGCGCUGUCGACAACGGCUACUGCGAAAAGGGCACCUGGUGCGCCCCCGUGGCUGGGUAUUGCUGUUUGGACGGCGAAAAUCUCGAAAGCUGUGCGCAGAGUGCCGGGUUUGAGCUGCCCGGGUCGGAGAGUAGUUAUCUACCGUCGUUGAAGAGAAGUGUAAGCCUGCUUGAGGACAGGGAGGUUGUUGUCGGAGAGGUCAAAGUAUCCGUGGCAGUGAAGAAAAAGACCUUGGUUGGGUUGGGGUUGGGAAUGGGCGUGGCUGGGUUGUUGAUGCUUUCUUGCUGA
Messenger RNA from Podospora pseudocomata, 507 nucleotides. RefSeq lists its product as uncharacterized. The record is from RefSeq and is a predicted model, not a curated record. Lineage: Eukaryota; Fungi; Ascomycota; Sordariomycetes; Sordariales; Podosporaceae. The coding region runs from base 1 to 507 and encodes 168 amino acids. The transcript has 2 exons.